Messenger RNA from Notothenia coriiceps (black rockcod), 9616 nucleotides. RefSeq names its product lemur tyrosine kinase 3 (gene lmtk3). The record is from RefSeq and is a predicted model, not a curated record. Gene Ontology annotation, biological process: protein phosphorylation. Lineage: Eukaryota; Metazoa; Chordata; Actinopteri; Perciformes; Nototheniidae. The transcript has 16 exons. Gene Ontology annotation, molecular function: protein kinase activity; ATP binding. Bases 113 to 8323 code for a protein of 2736 amino acids.
GACACACAGACAGCGUGAGCCCGGAGACGGUACAGACCGUGGCGGGGGAGAGGAGGACACCGACAGCCAGCAGCGUCGCUCGGAUGGUGUUGUUGCUCCGGACGCGGCGACGAUGCGGCCACACUGCUGGGUGAUGGUGGCGCUGGCGGGGACCAUGUCGUAUCUUAGCCCGGAGAGAGCCCUCGGAGCCCCGCAGAGGGAAGUUUCUCAGACCAGGGCUGCCUCCCUCUCUCCUCCUCCCUACGUCGUCAUCCUCAUCUCUUGCUCGGGGCUCGUCUCUUUUGUCCUGCUGCUCCUGACCUGCCUGUGCUGUAAGAAAGGAGGAGUGGGGUUCAAUGUAAGUCUUCAACAUGAGUUUGACAAUGCAGACGGAGAAGAGAUCUCUGGAGGCUCCAGUCCUAUCCAAGAGGACAGCCUGUCGUCAUGUCCCUCCCUCCCUGAGGUCUACACCUUGCCGGUCAGAGACAGGCCCACCUGCCCUGCCCUGCAGGAUGGAGCAGACUCCAAGUCGCAGUGCUUCAAAAGACACGCUUUAAACUAUCUUCAGGAAAUAGGAAAUGGCUGGUUCGGAAAGGUGAUCCUGGCCGAGGUGCUGUGUGACUGCAGCUCCUCUCAGGUCGUGGUGAAGGAGCUGCGUGUCAGUGCCAGCCCUCUGGAGCAGAGGAAGUUCUUGGCAGAGUCCGAGCCGUACAGGAGCCUAAAACAUCCGAACGUCCUUCAGUGUUUGGGGAAGUGCAGUGAGAGCGUCCCCUUCCUCCUGGUUAUGGAGUUCUGUCAACUGGGCGACCUGAAGAGGUACCUGAGGGCCCAGCGCAAGUCAGAUGGGAUGACUCCUGACCUGCCCACUCGGGACCUCUUGACUCUUCAGAGAAUGGCUUUUGAGAUCACCUCCGGUCUGCUGCAUCUCCAUGAAAACAAUUACAUCCACAGCGACAUGGCUUUAAGAAACUGCCUGCUGAACUCUGACCUCACUGUCAGGAUAGGUGACUACGGCCUUUCACACAACCAUUACAAGGAGGACUAUUACCUAACUCCUGACAAGUUAUGGAUCCCGCUGCGCUGGAUUUCUCCUGAGCUGCUGGAGGAGUACAGAGGAUCUCUCAUCGUUACUGACCAAACCAAGGCCAGCAAUAUGUGGUCCUUGGGGGUGGUUAUAUGGGAGCUGUUUGAGUUUGGCUCUCAGCCCCACAGACACCUGAGUGACGAAGAGGUGCUGACCUUCGUCAUUAGGGAGAGACAGAUCACCCUGGCUCAGCCCAGACUCAAACUCUCCCAUGCCGACUACUGGUAUGAGAUCAUGCAGUCCUGCUGGCUACCUCCAUCCCAACGCCCUUCUAUCGCAGAGAUCUUCCUCCUCCUCUCCUCCCUCCUGGCAGCAGAGCGAGGAAUAGCAAGGGAUAGUGUUGGGGAAGAAGAUGAAGAGGAUGAGGAGUAUGAGGAGGGCAGUAGAAGGCGAGGGGAGAGCGAUGAGUCGUUUGAAAGACGCUGGGACUUACUCCGACCGCCGGCUUUCCAGAUUGCAGCAAACGAGCGGCAACGGGAGAGAGAGUACGGAAGGGAGGACAGAGACAACUCCUACCCCCUGCUGGACCCUGUGGGGAACUGUAUCAACGCGUCCUCGACUGAACUGGACGACAUCCUGACAGUCACCGAAACCAGCAAAGGCUUGAACUUUGAGUAUUUCUGGGAGAAGGCUCAUUCCAGACGCGGCUACAAACCUCUCCCUCCUCCCCAGCCAAUCCCAAGUGUGAACAAUAACCACAGGCAGUCUCUGGACACUCCCACCGUCGUCCCGGUGAUAAGCGCCCGCAGCCCCUCCCUCGCCAGCGAGUACUACAUCAGAUUAGAGGAGCACACUCCCCAGGACAAGUCGCCAACUCUUAAAGGGAAGUCUUUCCGCUCUGACUCGAUCUGCCUCGGAGACAUGGAGUUGAUGGAGAUCCGCAGUGGAAUGCUGGGAAAAGAGCGAGUCCCUUAUUUCUCGUCUGACAAGUGUGGGAAGGGUAUCCAGACGGUGAGAUCGAGCGAGGUUCAUCUCCAUGUGCCCAACACAGGGGUGGCUGAGUUCAGAGACACUUCGAGCAGAGUGACUGACUUCUCAGUAGUCGAUUUAGGAGACGAUGAUGAUGAUGAGGAGGACAGGAGACGGAGUAGUGAUCCGGAUAAAAUAGCCCCGGUCCUUCCUCCCAAGCCUCGCUCUAUGUCCAUGUCGUCAGCCAACCAUCUCUACUCGCGCCCCCUCCCCGCUCCUCCACUCGGUUACAGAGGACUGCCUCACUACACCAUCGGGGGGAAAAUCGAAACAGACCCCCAUCACAUCACUACCUUUAAUCACCUGGGCCUCCAUAGGGCCCGACAGACACUACCCCCAUCCCCAUCGCUAUCCCCCUCCCUUCCCCCAUCCAGCCAUCCGAUCUACCCCCAACCUCCUCAAAUGUGUCCCCCACCCCUCCCUCCCCACUCCAAACCGCAAAGAGGUUUUCCCAGCUACAACACAGCGGAGACUUAUUCCAGAUACAGUCGGCCGCAGAUGCAGAGUUCGAACAGAGACCCGCUAUCCUGUGACUUGUCUGACAGAGAGGGUGGCAGCAGGCAUUUAGCAUCCUUGCACAACUCCAAGGACAGUUCCCAUUCUCGUGCAAAAGACUUUGACUCCCCCAUUCGCAGAGAAAACCCGUUUCGCCCAAUUUACCGUAAUUUACCCCGCCCUCAUCCUGACAGACAGUCUUCAUCAAGUCCUACCUACUCAGACGAGGAUGACUCUCCUUUUACGUCCCCAGAGAGAAGCAGUGGGAACUCUGUCCCUCACUCCAGCCUCUCUGAAGAUGCAGACCCUUCCGCUGGAGACUCCUUCUCCAGGGGAAUGAAAAGGACUCAGUCCCGACUUGACACCAUCCUGCCGGCCAUCUGGAGGGAAGAUGCUGAACUCCUUUCUGAACGUGUGGCCGCUGCCAAAAAAUCCCCCAUGCAUCUGUUUCUGACGGAGAUCUCGAGUGUGACAGAGUCCACUGAGUCCAAGUCUGAGGCUCCAUGGGAGGGAAAGAAGGAGGAGAAAAGAGAUGGAGAGACGUGGGGGAACUUUGUUUUGCCCAACAGAGGGAUGCGGCGCUCCCGGUCGCUGAUCACAGAGCUUGGGUCAGCAGGACAGUCAUGGGGGUCAGAGAAACGCAACCACAGCUCGGGAAAUGAGGAGGACCAAACAGUCACUAACGAAUCAGUUCAGAGGGAUCUCUUCCUCACAGAGAUUGACACAGGCAUGGACACGGGUCCAGAGGGAGGAUCUCAACCCGAUCCAGUCAAAUACCUCUAUCCUUCAGGAUCCAGGUUGCGGCCCUAUGUCUGUGCGCCUGGCCUGCCCACGUACACCGAGGCUGAGGAAGCGUACUCUAAAGGAAUACGGAGAUCCCGCUCCCUCCUCUCUGAGAUCACUGUCGGGAAGCAGGAGUCUGACCUGCAGCAGGAGCCUGCCAAGACAGAGAUGACCAGGGAGGAGUUCCUGAAGGAGAUCCAAUCAGCAGAGACCUUCCUGACGGAAAUCAUAUCCAGACAAAAUGCUGCCACAAACAAAAAGGAGACAGAUUCAUCUUACUCCCCUACUCCACUAUCUCCUGAAUACGAGUCCAUUUGCAUUGACCCAGGCUCCGCUCAGACCAUCAGGUUUCAGUCGGAGAGCUCCAUACGAGCAUCCAACAAAGGAAAAGAGGAAACACCAACUGAGGCCAUCUAUGCUCAAGUGACCAAGAGGGCUAAAAAGAGCGAGAUAAAGGUUUCUAUGAAACCGGAGAUCCCAGUCCUUCAUAUAGGAUCAAAUAAACAACCUCUCACAUCGGACAGCGAAGGAAGCGAUGCUGAUCACUGCCAAUCUGGUGAUUUUGUGUUUUCAGAAAUCAUGCCCAAAAACGGCCUCCUGCACAACCAAACACAUGCAAGUCAGAAUGAGGAGGAGACUUUAGAUGGCCCCGCUUUACCUGCAAGAGGAGAGCAAACAGCAGAAUCCAACACUGUGACACAGCAGGAGAAUGAAUCGCUGGAAACAGAUACUCAAAGAGAAGAUGUUAUAGGGAAUGGAGGGUUAAUGAGAGCAGACAGGGCAAGCAGCCCUGAGAGAGACGAUCAGACAACAUGUGAUGUUGACCAAGAAAAGUACCACACUGAUAUCAUUUCUGCAGUGGAUUCUGAAAAUAUCACUGCAGCAGAUCUGGAGAAUUUUGGUUCUCAGAUUCAUGAUGAGGCAAAGAGAGAAAACAAUGACACUGAGCAGGAAAAACCUUGUCACAUUUCCCAAGAGGAAGCCGCUCCUGCUAUCACUCCAACUACUCCAGACUGGGACCCCUCCUCUGACGUCUCACUCAUGACCCCCACAGACUCGGUCCUGUCUCCUUUGACUUCAAACUCAGCCGACUGUCUCACACCCAGUGACUCAUGGACGAGCAGCGGAGGCGGAGUGGGAAGUGGCGGGUGGCGAGCUCUGGGAAAUGAAACACCCCAUCGAGACUCUGCAUAUUUCUCAGACAGCGACUGGGAGGGGGACGGGAUGACCAGGAGGAGCAGUGAUGGACUCAUGGCCUCCAGGCCGAGCAGCAGUCGAGCAGCAGACAGGGGAACUCUGACUGGGAUAGAGGAGAAAACUGAGGAGGAGGGGGAGAAUGGAGAAAAGAGCCCCUUAAGAAAUAGUAAAAAGACGUCGGAUAAGAAAAGUGAAAGUGGAACAACUAUUGAGAUGUGUGAGGAAAGUAUAACUUUAUAUCAACAUGCUACAGAGAAUUCUGUCCCUGAUUUAGGUGAUGAUGAAGAUUCUCUGAACAAAGAGCUUGAGUCAACACAGAGAGAUGACUCUGGCAUUUUCCAAAACGAGAGCAAAGAGUCAUCACUGCUUUGUGAUGAUCAGCAGGCCAAGGACUGUGUUGACUUAAUUGAUAAGUUAUUCACAAAAUUAGAUGAUGAGCCACUGAAAGGGCUUCCUCACAGCAGCGGGUAUCCGAUAGACAACGACUACACAGAUGGCGUCGUCGCUCAGAUAACAGAUUGCAAAUACCAGGACGCUGCAGAGAACAAAUUUAAUCUGCAAUCCAAGAGCCUCGCUGAGAAAAACGUUUUGAUCGAGGCUCUAUCUGACAGUCUGUCAAAGGAUUGCGUCUUGAGGCCCAACACCACAAGUAUAACAGAGACUGAUAUUGAUAUUUCUGCAAUGAACUCUCUCAAAUGUGGAAAUGACGCUGUGCAAUCUGCAACACCAUCUCAAGAUGACAACAGAGAGUCAAGGUUAUCCACCAUGUACGGAAUUCAAAGCAGUGACCCCACACUCGGAGAUCCAGCGGCGUCAGUAGUCGAGUCAAGCGAUGACGGGACGUCUGUCUUUGAUAAAGAGAGUGGUCUGAUUAGUCCUUCUUGGGCCGAGGAGGGUGAUGAAGAGUCUGAAGGAGGUGAAGAGAGGCCGGGGCUGGACCACAACGAGCUGGGCCUGAGAAACCUGCAAUGCUCAGAAGGCAGCGAGGUAAAGAAGGUCACGACGGAGACGGAAACGGAGACGGAGACGGAGAAACAGCUGGCUGCCACAGAGCUGAGUAACGCCAUGAAGGAAAAGUCCCCCUUGAGAGGGACAGUGAGUCGGAUGGACUCUGCUAACAAUGUGGAUAAUAACUCCUGUGAGGGCCUGGAUGUGAAGACUAAAGAGUUAUGGAGCGCCCUGGAGGAGGAUGAAGAACUAACAGGAUCUGGUGUCGUUAGGGGGGAGUUUGACUGCCAUCGUUUUUUACAGUCAAGUGAUUUACGGUUGUGGCCUGAUGAAAAUGACCAGUGGGCCUCACCAGAGAGGAGGAGCCAAGAUGUUGAACUCAGGUCUGAAUUGUUCUCUGGGUUCAGUAAUAAAGCCUGGGAGGUGGGGGAAAGGCUCGUUGUGGGUCAGGAGUUUUGGGAGGCUGAAGAAAACGAUGAACUUGCAGGAAGUGAAACUCAUCCUGCCAUCUUGGCGGGCAGUGAAGAAACCAGGAACGAGGAAACACAAGGACUUGUGGGUAAUCUUGCCCUGAAGGAAAGGUGGGACUCUGCAGACAGUGAUGAUCAACAGUUGGAAGAAGUGGUAGAGAUACAACAGGUAGAGAUACAACAGGAGGAAAAUAUUGAGAACUUCAUAGAAAUUGGCUGUCUCAACAAAGACCUGGAAAGAGAAACCUCAGAUAUUGAAGUAGAGAAUAAAGAAAUCCCAGAGCAGGAGUCCUUGGAGAAGGACGAGAGUAAGAUUUUAUGUACAGACAACGAAGGUCUGCAGGACUCCACAGAGACGGAAGAAAAUCAAAAUUUUAACAGAUGUCCUCAGAAUCUCCAAAAAGACGAAGAGACAUCAGCCAAGCAAAUUGAUGAAACCAUCUCUAACCCAGAGAGCUGCUUCAGUCAAACUUUAGAAAGCUCAAGUAUAAUUAUUUGCAUCACCGAAGCUCCUCAUGAGAACCUUUCCCACCUGGAAAAUGUUGAAUCAGGCGCAGAAUCAGAGGAGGAAACAAGACCAUGGCAUGCUAAGGAAUACGUAGAAGAGAGAGUAAGCAUUAUGAAUGAAGAAGAGGAUUACAGAGACUUGCCCCCUCCACCCAAUCCCAUCUAUUGUCCUGAUGACCUUGAUAUGCAGGAGGACACAGAUCCACAGGUCGACAAUUUCAGCUCGGUAGAUUUCCCUAGUCCUCCACCAAGCAUAGACCUUGAUGUGCAAGAUGAUAAAUUGGAGAGUUUAGACGACUCUUUUCCUAGCCCACCGCCAUCUGUUAUCGAGGCAGAGGAGUUUAUUAGUCACAUUAAUCUUGAAGACUUUAUUGCUAGUACUGAGACAGAGUCGUAUAUUUCCCCGACUCACAGCGCAGACGUGUCAGAGCCACCUCUACAAGAAUCACCACCUGCUACAACUCAGAGUAAAGGGAUCUCAGCCAACCUGAACCUCCCCACUGUGCAUAUAACCCUGGCCGAUGAGAGCGACCUCACACCCAACACAGAAAUACAGGAUGAACCGAAUAAUCUGUUCCAGGAAACUUCAUCUGCCACCCCAUCUCCACCCCAGGUUCCCCUCAACAACCUCCCAGAAUUACUGAUUUCAGAGUGGAAAGAUUUGGAUGAGGAGCCCCUGGAGGAUUUUGAAAAACUGGAACAACUGUGCUGCAUUUCUGGGGACGAAGAGGACUCUCUGGGCGACCUUUUUCUGGGGAACCUGGAGAUCCUGGAGUCUCUGAAGAAGACACCUGAGCAGAAGGGCAGCAGUGUUGGUGAAAGUGAUGAAGGUGAGAAGACAGGUGGCUCCUCUACUCCUGAGGGGAGCAGGGGGGAUUCGAAUGACGAGUCUGAUACUCUGGCAAAGUCAACACCACAGCUGAUCCUGGAUUCUCAAGAGAAGAAGAACGACGGCCAGAGAUCACAGAGUGAAACAUCUGAUGUCAAAGACCAUGGCUCUCUCUCUAAGAUGACAACAAAAAAUGGCCUCAUGAUGCAGGUGUGUGAGGAAAGGCUGCAGUUCUCCCUCAGUGAAAAUGUGAAAACGAACAUGCUCUGGGGGUCGACUGUCAAAGACACGGCGAUGAUCAGACCCUGGAGCGAACAAAUCGCAGAGAACAGCAGUGAGCUGGUCACUGUGACGGAGCAAAACGAGGAUGAAAGCCAAGAGGAGCAGGAAAGUUCCCCGAGCUUUCAGCCGCACACGGAGUCUGAAGAAACUAAUGCUGAGCCGCUCACUGUGAUUGAACAACCUGAGGUCACAACCCCUCAGCCUACUGCGAACCAGGCUAUGAAAGCAAAACUUGCUCGUCUGUCCCUCGCCCUCCCUCCUCUCGCUCUGACUCUGCCCCUCACCUCCUCUGGAAAAGGAGGGUUUGGGGACGGUGCGAUUGGAAAUCGAAUUGUGAGACGGAGAGGUCUGUCCUCAGGAAGCGACCCUGACGAUGAGGAGGAGGAGGACGAGCAGGAGGACGAGAGCUCCCGGAGGGUGAUAGUCGUCACAGAAACAGAUAUGGACAAACGCGUCGGGCUCAGGAGUUUACUGAAAUCACCGAAGGAGCCGAUGGACAGAGAGAAGGACAGAGGAAGAAACGUGUCCUUUUUUGAUGAUGUCACAAUCUAUCUUUUUGAUCAGGAAACUCCAACCUAUGAGUUGGGCAGUUCAGCGCCCACAAGUCCAGCCCCUGUGACGGUCAAAAACAGCAAGUUGGAUUUGCGUGGAAACAUCAAGAGCAAAGAAUCAAAAAGGAAGGAGGAUCUAUCAAUCAAACCAAGGUCGUCUGUGGGGUCAAAACACGUAUCAUCGUCGCGCUUCACUGUCAGCCCUGCCAACGACCCCCACCUCGCGUGAUGUUACGUGUCGUCGUGGGAACCUGUGGGAGCUGAACCCUCUCGGACUGGCCAGCAAAUUAACCCCAACAACCAGCCAUUCACCCAGAGGCUAUUUUUUUAUUGAAGAGGCAACGAAAGAUUGAAGCUCCUGUUCUCAAAGCUGGACACAUUCCAGGUUUUACCAGCGACAGGAUUUUGUAUGACAGGGCUUGUUGUGCUCCUGCCUGCCACUAUUUACAGAGUUUUAUUCUUUAAGUCUUUGGAAAAGGCAGCAUAUGCUAGGAGAAGAGGAGCCUGGAGCUUUGUAAAAUCUGAAACAGAUUUGACAGCUAUGCAGUGGGAGUCUUGCUGUGUACCAGCUUACCUUCUCUCUUUCUUCUUCAUUCUGUGGUAUUAUUCCCCAGAUGUGCGGGGAACGCACUUUCUUUAGUCAUUCAUUCGUCUAGGUAAACGCUUGGAUUCCAUUCCUCUCUUUAUUAAAGACGUUUUUCAUUGCAGUCAGUCAGAUGUUCUUGCAGCAGUUUGGAGCAGAAAUUGCUUGACUCCUGUAUUUGACAACACUCAUUUGCAUUUGUACAAAUGUCAUAAUACAAGUGAAUACAACAUCAUUUUAGAGCUGUUUACUUUUAGAUGUAUUCUUAGACUGCACGUAAAAUGAAACAAGCUAUGCUUAUUUUAUACUUUAAGUUCCAAAAAGAUUUGUUGUUAAUUUAUAUUAAGUAUAUUUAUUUUAUUUAUUUAUUUAAAGCAAGUUUUCAUGCAAUAUUUUAUUGAUUUGAUUAUUUAUUAAUUGUAUUUAUUUUAUUUACUGCAAUUAACCUAUUAACUUUGCUCUGAUUUGUUUGGGACAGAAUGCAUCUGGUUACAUCUUCUCUAAGAUCUUCAUAACAAAUAAAUCAAAAAUAUUUUCCCAAACGUCUUAAUUGCUAAAAAAAUAAGUAUUUUGUAUAAUUUUACUUGUUAAUAUAUGCCAAUCUGUAAGAAAAUAUGUCCUGUAAUGUGUCAUUAUUUUUCGAAUGUCUAUGAAUUUUUAGCUGUCUUGUCAUUAUUUUUACCUUGUUUAAAGACCGCUAUCGUAGUUUAGCAUGAAAAAUUGAAGCCUUUCAUCUGUAAAUAAUUCCAUUUGUUUGUGUAUCUGUUAAUUUACCCCAUUUUCUACUAAUAACAGUCCAUCAUGCAGUCGAGGUCCAACUAGUCCAUUUGUUUAGUCUGUUUAAAUGUUGGUUAAAAACCUGUAUUGUUUAAACAAUUGUUUUCGAGGGAUAAUGUAUAAACAAGGGGAAAUAAAAACUACAAAAUGUGAACCUCUUAA